CAGUCUGAAGAUAUUUGCAAUGUAUACAUGUCUAUUUAUUUUUUUGAGUGUUUCUUUGCUGUUAAGGUUAUACCAUACACAAAAUUUGGAGAAAGUGUAGAUUACAUCAAUCCUUCUUGUUUUUGCCAUUCUAAAGUUCACAUUAAUUUGUUACAUGGUAAAAAUUAGAGUACAAUUGUAUUUAUUCCGAGAGAUUUCAUUUUUUUUUUCAUGUCUUUGCUUUGAAUUUCCAUACAGAUAUAAAAGGAAAAAUUUGGGAAGAAUGAUGAAAUAAGACUGGUUUGAUAGGGAAAUUUUGUGAUAAAAAUUAUAAUUUUUAGCAAAAAUUAAGCCCACCACUCAUGGGCUAGGUAGAACCGUGGGGGAAUUUUCAUAUACCUGUGGCUGUGCUCGCUCAAGCAACAGGUACAUCAUAGUAUUGACUCAGUAGACUACUGUACGGAAGCAUAUUAGGGCCGCAGCAGUAUCUUUUUUUAGUUUGUUAUAACAAAUUAAUAAUCUUUUAUAACAAAUUACUAAUCUGUUAUAACAAAUUAGUAAUUUGUUAUAACAAAUUAUAAUCUGUUAUAACAAAUUAUAAUCUGUUACAACAAAUUAUCAAUCUGUUAUAAGAAAUUAUUAAUUUCAGUUCAUUUCUGCAAAAUUUCAGUUUGCAGGAAACCCAUUUUGAAAAUGUAUGCAUGUUCUUGAUUGAAAAGUUUUUGUACUGGUGGUAUGUCACAUUUUUUCUUUUAAAAUAUUGAUGAAAGGGACAUAUUGUUUUAGUGUGAAUUCUUCAUCUUCUUCCGUUUCUCAUACUAAGUUUGUCCGGGCCAUAGCUUUUUCGUCUUUUGACACAGACCUUUGAUAUGUGGAGACUAUGGAGAGAAAAUUCACGAUUGCCUAUUAUAAUGUCUUGUCGUUGAUAUUGAUAUUCUGUUAUAACAGAUUAAUAAUUUGUUAUAACAGAUUAAUAAUUUGUUAUAACAGAUUAAUAAUUUGUUAUAACAGAUUAAUAAUUUGUUAUAACAGAUUAAUAAUCUGUUCUGCUGCGGUCCUAAUAUGCUUUCGUACUACUGUCAUCUUAUCAGUCCCACUUCCGUGUUUUAAAAAAAUGUGCAUGUAUUGCACAAUCGCCUGAAAUUGUUUAUGUGUAUAGGCCAUAGAGCGAGGAUAAAACAUGUCGGACAACAUCAACAGGCGCUGCAUUUUACAAGAAAUUCACGACAAAAUGAGCCAUGACGACUUCAGGUGCUUGUCUUACCUCUCCAAGGAUGUUAUCAAAAACAGGAAAAGAAUGGAACUGCGGAGCAGUUUGGAUUUAUUUCUAGCUUUAGAAGAAAAAACAGCCAUCAACUGCACGUCACAGAAUUUCUCACUUCUGGAAGAAAUGUUUCGUUUAAUGGGAAGGAAGGACGUCAUCAGCGUCUUAACAAGAUGUAAACAAGAUGCCGUUCAAGCAGAGAAAACGAAAACAUCUAUGACGGAUAAAAGAAUUCUUCUUUUCAACAUUGGAGAAGAAACCGGCGAGAAGGAACUAAACUAUCUAAAGGAGAGUCUGGGUAAGAGUGGCGUCAGAAAACGAGAACUGGAUCACGUGACUGACGUUUGGGAUGGUCUUGAUCUUCUGGAGGAGAGGAUUCGAGAGACUGACCAUUUGUCCUUCCUUCGAAACACUCUUGGUCAAGUCGAGGAGAUAAAGGUGUUGUUGGAUGAUUUUAUACAAAAAGACGAGGUUUCUGAGGGUGCCACUGGUUGUCAGUCGGACAAAUUUCCAGUUCAAGAAGAAGGCGAUAUGGAAAUUACAAAUGGAGAAGAGGCAAAAGCAUACUCGAACAUGCAAACAGGAAUGUCUAUGGACGGUUUUCCAAGUGGCUUCUCUAGCUCAAGGUGGUCCGGACUUGGGGUAUACGAUAAAGGGAUACAUCCAGGUCGCUGUGUCAUCAUCAACAACGAGCGCUUCGAUGAUGAGAGCCGACUUCCAACACGCACAGGAACGAAUAUAGAUCGAGAUCGUUUACAUGACAUGUUCACCAUGUUUGGGUUUAACAUCUCUAUGUACAACAACCAAAGCCGCGAUGAAGUGAUGAACGUUUUGGAAUGCGUUCAGAAAGAAGACCACCAGGAUAAUGGUGCUUUGGUCGUUUGCUUUUUGAGUCAUGGAAGCCUCAAUACUAUUUCUGGAAGUUGUGGUCAAGAUAUUGGCAUAAGCAACAUGACGUCAUUGUUCCGGGCCGACAACUGUCCAUCGAUGUCGGGAAAACCAAAAUUCUUUAUUCUCCAGGCGUGUCAAGGAAGGGAAACCCAAAAUGUAUGGCAUCGGGGUCAGACGACCAUUCGAGCGGAAUUUGACGAUCCUCGAACUCCAAGCCUACCGGAAGAGGAAGUAACCCAUGAGAGCCCUUCCUGGGGUCAGCUUGAUAUCGCUGCCUCGGAAGCGGACUUCCUGGUAGCCCAAUCUACCAUGCCUGGGUACAUUUCCUUAAGGGACGAGAAAGAGGGGUCAUUCUUUAUUCAGUCGCUGGUCAGGCAUCUUAAAGAGCACUCACGAAGAACCACUGGGCCAACGUCAAUAAAGCUCGGUACACAAUAUCCUUGGAUGCAGGGAUUCACGUGUGUUCAAAUGAAGGGACACACCCUCUUCAAAGGGGAGAUAAUCACAAAAAUGCAAAAGUUGAGUGGUAAUUUAAAAAUCUUCGCAAGAACCACUGUGCUAGAAAAAUUGAAAUUUACUUAAAUGUUUCCUGGCAUAGUCAGCUUUGUUAAAAUCAUGGUCCUCGGGGGUAGGGUGGGGCCAAAAUAGGGGAUCAAAGUUUUACAUGUGAAUAUAUUGGGAAAAUCUUUAAAAAUCUUCUUCUCAAGAUCCACUGGUUCAGAAGAUACAGUGCACAUUCAGGUUUGUUAAAAUGAUGGCCCCUGGGGGUAGUGUAGGGCCACAUGAGCGAUCCAUCAAAGUUUUACAUGCGAAUAUACAGGGAACGUUUUUAAAAAUCUUCUCAUAAACCACUGGGCCAUAAGAAUGGUGAUUUACCCGAAAAUUUUCUGAUAUAUAGAGUAGAUCAUGGUCCACGGGGGUAGGGUGAGACCACAAUAGUGAAUCAAAGUUUUACAUUCAGAUAUUAUUGGGGACAGUUUUAUUGACCUUCGUCGUAAGAACAGCUGGGUCAGAAAAGUGGUUUGCAUGAAAACUUCCUGACAUAGAGUAGAUUAAAAUUGGUUCAAAUCAUAGUCCUUGGGGUCGGGUAUGGUGGGACCAAAAUAAGAUAUCAAAGUUUUAUAUGCUGAUAUAUAUAAGAAAUGUUUAAAAAUAUAUCUUGGGCUAUUUAAGUUAGGGCUUUCAUAUUUUGUAUAUACAUUCCUUACAGUAAGGCCUUUCAUGUGAUGCAUUGGUGUGUGAUCUUGACCUGGAAGUUUGACCCACUUUUAAUAAAAUUGUGGCAUAUUCAAAGUGUCUUGAACUACUUAAGGUAGAUCUUUCAUGAUAUCUUUAUGAAUUUCUUAUGGCAAGACCUUCUGAUUCAUAUUAUGACCUUUGACCCUCAACUCGGAGUUUGACCUACUUUUAAGAAAGUAUAUCCUGAAUUAUUUUAGGUAAGGCUUUCAAAUUUUGUGUAUAGAUUCUUUAUGACAAGAUCUUCUGGCACAAUGAUGUUUGGUGUUUUGACCUUGGUGUUUGACAUACUGUUAAAAAACCCUGACCUAUUCAAUAUAUCUUGAACUAUUUAAGGUAGGGCUUUCAUAUUUUGAAUGUAGAUUAUUUAUUGAAAGACCUUGUUAUACUUUUAUGUUUGACCUUGUGACCUUUUCCUUGAAGGUUAACCUACUUUUAAUAAAACUCUGACGUAUUCAAUAUCUUCUGAACUAUUUGAUAUAGAGUUUUCGUGUUUUGUGUUUAAAUUCAUUAUGGCAAGGUCUUUCAUAUUAUACCAUGAUAUACUACCUUGAUCUCAUUCAGAACAGCAAGAUCACGUUAGUCUUAUUGGUGUUGAGGCAUAUAUAUGUGCUAUGUGAAAUUCAUUUUCAGUUAUGUCCUGAUCCUUUGGGGAAAGGUUGGGGCCAUACUAUGGGUCAAUUUUUUUUCAUAGGAAUGAAGAUUGAUAAAAAAUCUUUUAAAAAUCACAAUAGCUGAACAGCGGCAGGGUCAAGGUGUUUCAGGUGAGCGAGGUGGCCCAUGUGCUCAUAAUUGAUUAGAGUAUUUUUUAUGUGUCGGUUCGGAAUCAUUCAAUGAAUUCUCUCUAUAGGGAGGAUGUUGUCUCUAUUCUGGUUGAAGUUAACCGUGACGUCAGUCGAAGAGUAGGUAAAACCAGGGAAGGUCAGCUAGCCGUGCAGAUUCCGGAACCCAAAGUUCGUUUGACCAAGAAGUUCUACCUUUACCCAAUAGAAACCGAAGUCUAGGAGGAACUCCAUCUGGGAAGGUCUACUCCAUGUGGGGAGGGCGCCCAUUCUUGGGUUGUAACCCGCCGUUGACCUUUCUGUACUUCACUGGUCAACGAUCGUCCCAAGCCGAUAUUUUGCAAUACAUCUACUGUACGUACAGGUGUAUAUUCUUUUUAGUUUGAGAUUAAAAUAUAUGAAAAGGCUGAAAUAUUGAAUAAAAUGGUGAAAUGAUA
Molecule: messenger RNA, 4589 nt
Organism: Ostrea edulis (European flat oyster)
Lineage: Eukaryota; Metazoa; Mollusca; Bivalvia; Ostreida; Ostreidae
Product: caspase-3-like
Exons: 8
Coding region: 1160-2716 (518 amino acids)
Biological process (GO): negative regulation of extrinsic apoptotic signaling pathway via death domain receptors; execution phase of apoptosis; apoptotic process
Cellular component (GO): cytoplasm
Molecular function (GO): protein binding
Source: RefSeq, a predicted model, not a curated record